Messenger RNA from Telopea speciosissima, 1188 nucleotides. RefSeq names its product disease resistance protein RPP2A-like. Lineage: Eukaryota; Viridiplantae; Streptophyta; Magnoliopsida; Proteales; Proteaceae. Gene Ontology annotation, biological process: defense response. The record is from RefSeq and is a predicted model, not a curated record. The transcript is spliced from 4 exons. Bases 1 to 1188 code for a protein of 395 amino acids.
AUGAGGAAAGUUCGUAUUGUUCUUGAUGAUGUGGAUGGAAAAUCUCAAUUAAAUGCAUUAGUUGGGAAGCGUGAUUGGUUUGGUUUGGGAAGUAGAAUUAUAAUCACAACAAGAAAUGAGCAUAUCUUAGUUCAUCAUGAAGUGGAUGGGAUAUAUGAGCCCUGUGAAAUGGAUCCAAAUCAUUCUCUUCAACUAUUUUCCAGGUUCAUCUUUAUUUGGCAUGGAAAAAUCAAAUGGCAAUAUACACUGGAGAUGUUGCAAAAACAUUUUCUUCAUGCUGAAGUUUUGGAAAAAUUGAAAAUAAGUUUUGAUGAGUUAAUGUAUUUGGACAAGCAAAUAUUUCUUGAUAUCGCAUGCUUUUUCAAUGGAAUAGAUAAAAAUAUUGCAUGUUUGACAUGGCAACAGCGCGGGUUUUACCCUGAAGAAGGAAUUAAGGUUCUCUGCCAAAAGUCUUUACUGAAGAUUGGUGAAAAUAAUGAACUAAAGAUGCAUGAUCUGCUUGGAGAUCUUGGAAAGGAAAUCAUUCGGGAAGAAAACCUUAAGGUGCCCGGAAGGCGUAGUAGGUUGUGGUCUCACGAGGAAGCCUUGGAUGUAUUGGAGAAAGAUAUGGGAAUGGAAGAAGUUGAAGGGCUUUGCAUUGACUUUGGAGGUAGUUCAAGUAACCAUCGCUAUUUGAAGAGUGAAGGAUUUACUAAAAUGACUGAGCUUAAGUUACUCCAAAUUGAUUAUGCACACUUUGCUCCAGACUUCAUGCCUUCUUUUUUAGAACUGAUAUUGCUUAGUUGGAAAGGAUGCCCUCUGGAAUUUACGCAAACCAAAUUUCAUCCAAUGAACCUGGUUGUUCUUGAUUUGUCAUAUAGUCUUGUUACAAAUUACUGGAUGGGUUGGAAGCAUAUUAAGGUGGCAAAGAAUCUAAAAGUUCUGAAUCUGACAGGGUGUCAACACCUAGUAAAGACUCCUAAACUAGAAAAUUGUCGCUUGGAAGUCUUGAUUCUUGAAAACUGUGAAAAUUUGGCUGAAACAGACGAAUCUAUCUGUGAUCUUGAGAGCCUAGUCAUAUUGAAUAUGAAGGGAUGCACGGAACUAAGGAAUCUCCCGUAUGGCAUCGGGAGGUUGAGUUCUAUCAAAGACUUCAACUUAUAUCUAUGCAAAGGACUUGAAAAGUUACCUGAUUCCACCAUGUCUUGA